UUUCUGGGCGAAGUUUGCAACGGGCGCGAUUUUUCAAAAUGGAGCCCCGCAAGGGAGUUUCUCCCCGACCCCCAUAGUGGGGAAGGACAGGCCUCUGGACCGACAACCGUACCGACAAGGACGCAGACUAGGCGGUCAUGCGAUAGCGGUAACGGAUUACACGAAGGAGUGAGAGCAUCGCCUUCACCAUGGCGACCUGCAUCGGCGAGAAGAUUGAGGAUUUCAAGGUGGGGAACCUUUUAGGCAAGGGUUCCUUUGCAGGUGUAUACAGAGCUGUAUCCUUGAAAACUGGUCUUGAAGUGGCUAUUAAAAUGAUCGACAAAAAAGCUAUGCACAAAGCUGGUAUGGUACAAAGGGUACAAAAUGAGGUGAAGAUUCAUUGUCAACUAAAACAUCCCUCCAUACUUGAGUUGUAUAACUACUUUGAAGAUAGUAACUAUGUGUAUUUGAUACUUGAGAUGUGCCAUAAUGGAGAAAUGAGCAGAUAUUUAAAAAAUAGGAAGAAUCACUUUUCUGAAGAAGAAGUUCGGAACUUCAUGCAUCAAAUUAUUACAGGGAUGUUAUAUCUGCAUUCCCAUGGAAUACUCCAUCGGGAUCUUACACUCUCUAAUCUCUUACUCACCAACCAUAUGAAUAUCAAGAUAGCUGAUUUUGGACUUGCAACACAACUGAAAAUGCCUCACGAAAAGCAUUAUACAAUGUGUGGGACUCCUAAUUAUAUUUCUCCAGAAAUAGCUACAAGAAGUGCACAUGGGCUUGAGUCUGAUGUCUGGUCUUUAGGAUGCAUGUUCUUUACACUUCUGACUGGAAAGCCACCUUUUGAUACUGAUACAGUAAAGAAUACUCUGAGCAAAGUUGUACUAGCAGAUUAUGAAAUGCCAGCGUUUUUGUCAAGAGAGGCUCAGGAUCUCAUUCAUCAGUUACUUCGAAAAAACCCGGCAGAUCGUUUAAGCCUUUCAUCUGUAUUGGAUCAUCCUUUUAUGUCCAGUGGUAGGUCAGUAAGAAGUAAAGAUUUAGGAAACGUAGAAGACUCAAUGGAUAGUGGAAAUGCCACAAUUUCUAUCGCUUCCACUGCUUCUCCCAGUGUCAGUACAAGUGGCUGCUUAAAAGAAAAGAAAAGACUUUUAAUCGAGCAUCCACUUCCCAACAAAAUGACAGUUUUUCCUAAACACAAAAGUACUAACAAUGUGGCAAUUGGUUGUGGAAGCCCACACGACAAUCAGGGACUUCCAAUAAAUGAAGUUGUCAAUAUUGGAAGGGGAAGAACAAUGCAGCUAAUUGAAGAAAGACCUCAUUCACGCUAUCUCAGGAGGGCCCACUCGUCUGAAAGAUCAGGCACAUCUCAUAGUCAAAAUUCAGAAAUAUUAAGUCAAGUGGAAAGAUGCCAGUCCUUGGAAAUCCUCCCAAAACCAAGACAUGGACAAAAAGAAAAUACAAAAGAUUUUUCUCCUGCAAAUUGUUAUUGUGACUUCCCAAUUGUAUUUAAGGAGGACUUUCCCACUAACUGUGACUCAGUGGAAAAACAUUUUUCACCACCUACAAAACAACAGCCUUGUUCAGAUUUUCCCUGUACAAUGAAGGCUGACAAUGCUUUCUUAGAAUUGAAGACUCAAACUGAAACAAUGCAGCAAUGGCUUGGAAAUAUACAGCUUGGUGUUCAGGUAUCAGAACCUUCAUAUAAAAUAAAUGGGGAUUGUCAGUUCUAUCUUGGUAUGCCUCAAGAGGCUCUAAAGACAGCGAGAAAUAGUUCACAACAUAAAAAUUAUCCUGAUUCUGCACCAACUGUGGGACCACAAGAAUUAAGAAAAUAUACAGCUAGACUUCCAAGUAAAUCUGAAAAGGCCCUGCUAGCACCUGCAUUUGGUCUCCAUCUUAUGUCUGAAAUCAAAAACAGAGACAAAGCAUCACAGUAUGGACACCCAAAACCUCUCCUGCGAAAUAUCAUAUCUCCUCUGAGUGCUCAUAGACUGAAACCAAUAAGGCAGAAAACAAAAAAUGCUGUGGUGAGUAUUCUAGAUACAGGAGAAGUGUGUAUGGAAUUUCUAAAGGAAUAUAAUUCACAGGAGUUUGUAAAAGAAGUACUAAAGAUUUCUCCUGAUGGAAAUGAGGUCACAGUUUACCAUCCAAAUGAAGGUAUAGGUGUUCCUCUUAAUGACAGACCUCCGGUAUCUCCUGAGCACCUAAAUGUAUAUAGCUUUGAUAACUUGCCAGAGAAGUACUGGAAAAAGUAUCAAUAUGCUGCCAAAUUUGUGCAGUUGGUAAGAUCCAAAACACCCAAAGUCACCUUCUAUUCAAGAUAUGCCAAGUGCAUGUUGAUGGAAAAUUUGGCUCCUGCAGAUGUGGAAAUUUGUUUUUAUGAUGGGGCGAAAAUACACAAAGCAGCAGGAGCAAUACGAAUAAUUGAAAAAUCUGGAAAAGCUUAUACAAUAAGAGAAGAAAAUGAAAUUUUACAGAAGGAUAUACAAAUAUAUGUGCAUCAUGCAAAUGAGGCUCAUCGCAUUUGCCUUGCACUAGAAACUGCCAUUCUGGCAGAAGAAAAAAGUGAAAGUAUUCCAUUUUUCCCCAUUAUUGUUGGUCGUAAACCAGGAAAUCCUGAAUCUCCAAAAGCUUUAUCAAGUACAGCCCCAUCUUUGAUGAGUGCAGCUUUGAAAAGAGAUGUUCCCAAAUCUGAAUCUUCAACUCAAGCAUCUAAUAUUAACCUAUCUAUGUGUUAUGAAGGAUCUGCAUUCACAGAAGCUACAUCUGAAUCAAAGAGCUCUUCCGGUAGUUCCAGUGACUGUGUUCCACAUUCAGCACAAUUGCUAAAGUCUGUCUUUGUAAAGAAUGUUGGCUGGGCUUCUCAGUUCACAAGUGGGGCAGUAUGGGUUCAAUUUAAUGAUGGAUCCCAAUUGGUUGCUCAGGCUGGCGUUUCCUCUAUUACAUACACAUCCCCAGCUGGUGACACAGUUAGGUAUAGAGAAGAUGAGAAACUUCCAGAAUUCAUCAAAGAAAAGUUGCACUGUCUAUCUUCCAUUCUGGUAAUGUUUACCAAUCCAGUUGGCCCCCACUGACAAAACGAUGUAUGACAAAUUUAAAUAACUAGUAGACUUUCCUCAAAAAACCCAAACUGGUUUUUCCUGACUGGAAGUAAUGUAUAAGUGUUCUACUUUUAAAACAUUAAAGAAAAAUUACUUGCAUUUCAUGUAAUUUAUAGAAAAUCCUGUAACCAUCUUGGUUUUCCCUCCACAAAUGUAUAUAUGUGCAUGUUCUGUUUCCGCAGCUCUCAAGAAAAAAACACCUCUGCUAUUGCAAUAUAUGCCUGUAAAUAUUUUGUAUUUUAUGCUAUUUUCAGAUAUGAAAAGUAUUGUUUUAUGAUUGUUUUAUAUUUUUGUAACUUUUUAAUGAAAUAUCCCUGCAAAAGUGUUAAAAAAUAAAUGCAGUGAUAAUUUA
Thamnophis sirtalis is the source of this 3429-nucleotide messenger RNA. It is a transcript of the gene PLK4, whose product is annotated as polo like kinase 4. Lineage: Eukaryota; Metazoa; Chordata; Lepidosauria; Squamata; Natricidae. Gene Ontology annotation, cellular component: nucleus. The record is from RefSeq and is a predicted model, not a curated record. Gene Ontology annotation, biological process: protein phosphorylation. Gene Ontology annotation, molecular function: protein kinase activity; ATP binding; protein binding.